UUUUUAUAGUCAACUGACUUUUUAUUGUUCCACUUUCUCCCUUCCAUGGCUGUUCACAAACAAAUGAACCACAGAUCCAAAUGGACCUAUGUAUUAUGGGGGUUUCUACCACUUAUUCUACCAGUACAAUCCAAAAGGUGCUGUAUGGGGCAACAUUGUUUGGGCCCAUUCAGUCUCUAAGGAUCUAAUUAACUGGCAGGCCAUUGAACCCGCCAUUGAACCGUCCAAGCCCUUUGACAUUAAUGGGUGCUGGUCAGGCUCCGCCACUCUUCUUCCGGGGAACAAGCCCAUUAUCCUCUAUACCGGUCUUGAUGCGGAAAACCGCCAGAUCCAAAACUACGCCGUGCCCGCAAACCUGUCGGACCCAUAUCUACGUGAAUGGGUUAAGCCUGACAACAACCCGCUAGUGGUUCCGGAUAAAACCAUGAACUCUUCGCAGUUCCGGGACCCGACAACUGCUUGGUGGAGCAAUGGGCAUUGGAAGAUGGUGGUGGGUGGCAUUAGAAAAAAGAGAGGGAUGGCCCAUUUGUAUAGGAGUAAAGACUUUGUUUAUUGGGUCAAGGCCCAACACCCGCUUCACUCGGCCCCAAAAACGGGUAUGUGGGAAUGCCCAGAUUUUUACCCGGUUUCAUUGAAGGGCAAAGUAGGGUUGGACACAUCAAAAAAUGGUGGGGAUGUAAAGCAUGUUUUGAAGGUGAGUCUUGAUCUGACUAGGUAUGACUACUACACUGUUGGACGAUACUUUCCUAAACAAGACAGGUAUGUUCCUGAUAAAGAAUUGGUGGAUGGUUGGGAAGGAUUGAGAUAUGAUUAUGGCAAUUUCUAUGCUUCCAAAACUUUCUUUGAUCCUGCAAAGAAUAGGAGAAUAUUGUGGGGCUGGGCUAAUGAGUCUGAUGCACGUGAGGAUGAUAUUGAGAAGGGAUGGGCUGGACUUCAGACAAUCCCAAGGACAGUGUGGCUGAGUCCCGAUGGGAAACAAUUGUUACAAUGGCCGGUUGAAGAAUUGGAUGCUCUAAGGGGACAAAAGGUUCAGAUGAAGAAUCAACAUCUUAAAAUGGGAGAUCAUGUUGAAGUUAAAGGAAUAGCGGCUGCUCAGGCCGAUGUUGAAGUUGUAUUCUCUUUCAAUAGCUUGGACAAAGCGGAGAAGUUUGAUCCUAAAUGGUCGAACCUUAAUGCUCAAGCAAUAUGUGGGCGAAUGGGUUCAAAGGUUGGAGAUGGCAUUGGCCCAUUUGGGUUAUUGACUUUAGCUUCAGAAAACCUAGAGGAAUUCACUCCCGUCUUCUUUAGGGUUUUCCAAACUGAAGACAACAAGCAUAAGGUUCUCCUGUGCUCUGAUGCAAGAAGUUCCUCUUUACAGGAUAAUCUGUACAAGCCAUCGUUUGCUGGUUUCGUAGAUGUAGACUUAUCGGAGAAGAAGCUCUCUCUCAGGAGUUUGAUCGAUCAUUCUGUUGUUGAGAGUUUUGGAGCUGGAGGAAAAACAUGCAUCACAUCUAGGGUUUACCCCACUCUAGCUGUUGACGAUAAAGCUCACUUGUAUGUGUUCAACAAUGGGACUGAGGCUGUCACUAUUGAGAGUCUCGAUGCUUGGACUAUGAAUGCUCCUAAGUUGAUGAACCAAUAGACCAAUUCGAUCAGGUCUAACAACUAGUUAAGGCUGUUGGAAAUCUGUAACCAAAUUCUCAGUAAUUAGCUAGUCUGAGCUUAAUUUUUAGGUGUCCGUGUAAUAAGGAUCUAUGAGUCUAAUGACAUUGAUCUUAGGGUUCAGUUUCGAUCAGUUGAUAGUUGUGGCCAUUAUAGUAGUUUUGAAAACAAUGAAAUAAU
This is a messenger RNA of Argentina anserina (silverweed cinquefoil), 1821 nucleotides long. RefSeq names its product beta-fructofuranosidase, insoluble isoenzyme 3-like. The transcript is spliced from 6 exons. The coding region runs from base 89 to 1621 and encodes 510 amino acids. NCBI's taxonomy places the organism in Eukaryota, Viridiplantae, Streptophyta, Magnoliopsida, Rosales, Rosaceae. Gene Ontology annotation, molecular function: hydrolase activity, hydrolyzing O-glycosyl compounds. Gene Ontology annotation, biological process: carbohydrate metabolic process. The record is from RefSeq and is a predicted model, not a curated record.